UUCAGUUUCAUAGAUGUUGCAAAGAAAAUACAGGAGGAAGGUUUCGAUUGGUACAGUCUGAAAAUCUACUACCCCAUCCGUAUCGGCGAGGUCUUCCAGUCACGUUACGAAGUGCUGACAAAAUUGGGCUACGGAAGGACCCCUGAAAUAUCCGCACCGGGGCGUCUUAGGGAUCAUAGAUACGUAGCGCUCAAAGUGUGUAUAAGCGAUUAUCCUAGCGUUGCGCGCGAAAAGGGCGCUUAUAAUCGCUUACGCUCACUUCGCGAGUCACCACUCAUCCAAAAAUGCUGGGACAGCUUCACGAUACAAGGCAGAGAGGGUGCUGUUCAUGAAUACCUCGUGCUCGAGCCACUCUGUUCAAAUCUAGCCUACUUUGGAAAGCACGUCGCUUCGGGAUGGGAGAAUCUUGAGUUAUUCCGUGCUACGGCCACGCUCGUUUUCGACGCUCUAAGGUUCCUCCACACCGAGGCUCACCUGAUUCAUUGCGACCUCCGCGAGGAGAACUUCCUCCUGAGAACGGCUAGUGAUGGUGUCUUUCAAGCAUUAGAAGAGUACGAAGCUAGGGAACCAUCCCCGCGCAAAGUCGACGGCGAGCAUGUAGUGCACACUACCUCGGUUGCGAUGUACCCGGACGACAUCACGGGCAUUGUGCUGACGGACUUUGGCGAGACCCGUCCUGGGGAUGCUUCGACGCUUUACAACGACGACAUCCAGUCAUUGCCAUACCGAGCGCCAGAGGUUCUGUUGGACAUACCUUUCUGGUACCCUGUUGAUGUAUGGAACGCCGGCGUUAUGCUCUGGCACAUGUUCGAGGCAAAGCCCCUUUUUCAUCCGUUCACUUCGAAAGGCGAACCGUGGAACGUGCUUCACCUGCGGCAGAUGGUGAACGUGAUGGGGCUGCCUCCGUUACGCCUGCUUGAGCGAUCUAUCAACCCGGAGUGGAUCCACAAGCAGUAUUUCGAUAGGGACGGGCAGUGGAUCGGUGUUAUCCCCGUCCAUUCGGAUAGGGGGCUGGAAUGGCGGGAGAAUCGGCUGCACGGCGAGGAGAGGGCAGAGUUCUUGCGCUUCAUGAGGAGAUGCUUGCAGUGGGAGCCGGAGAAGAGAGCCACUGCAGCUGAACUAUGUGAGGACCCGUGGCUCAAACCCGCGACCGAGGAGACUGUUGAAGCACGUAAGUCAUGA
Gloeophyllum trabeum ATCC 11539 is the source of this 1182-nucleotide messenger RNA. Its product is annotated as kinase-like protein. Gene Ontology annotation, molecular function: protein serine/threonine kinase activity; ATP binding. The annotation marks the transcript as partial. Lineage: Eukaryota; Fungi; Basidiomycota; Agaricomycetes; Gloeophyllales; Gloeophyllaceae. Gene Ontology annotation, biological process: peptidyl-threonine phosphorylation; peptidyl-serine phosphorylation. The transcript is spliced from 4 exons. The record is from RefSeq and is a predicted model, not a curated record.